This is a messenger RNA of Gracilinanus agilis (Agile Gracile Mouse Opossum), 482 nucleotides long. RefSeq names its product scavenger receptor class F member 1-like. NCBI's taxonomy places the organism in Eukaryota, Metazoa, Chordata, Mammalia, Didelphimorphia, Didelphidae. The transcript is spliced from 3 exons. Bases 7 to 396 code for a protein of 129 amino acids. The record is from RefSeq and is a predicted model, not a curated record. Gene Ontology annotation, molecular function: scavenger receptor activity.
GCUGCCAUGGGGCCGUGGCUGCUGCUGCUGCUACUGCUCUGGCUUCGGGGCGUCCUAGGGGAGCUGGAGCUGGACCCUUUGGGGAGGCACGUCUGCCUGGAUGGAAGCUCCCCCGCCAAGUCUGUGUGCUGUCCAGGCUGGAGGCAGGAGGGCCGGGAGUGCACGACCCCCAUCUGCGAGGGGCCUGAUGCUUGUGAGGAAGAAGAGGUGUGUGUGAAGCCAGGACUCUGCCGGUGCAAGCCUGGCUUCUUCGGGGCCCAGUGCAGCUCCCGUGAGUCAGCAGGGCUGGGGCCGGGGGACUGGGAGGGCUUUGAACUCUCGGCCGGUGGAGACACACAGUACAGUCCGGAUCAGGGAGCUAGAAAGGGUGGGGGAGGAAGUACCAGCAGCGAGUAAUAAUUCAGGGUGGCUAUUUGAGAUCUGAGUCACCAGGAAUUGGGGAACAGGAAUGAGGGCAUGGGGGGCAGAGAGAGAGAGAGAGA